AUGCCUCAUCUGCUCACAACGUUCAACUCGCGCGCAGGGCGAGUUGCGGUUCUUGCGGUAUUUCUUAUCCUGACCUUGACUUGGAUCUUGCCUAGCCAUGAUCCCAAGGUGUCAGUGACGUUUUAUGCGGCGUACGGCUAUAAUAAUAGCCACCCCAUCGAUUCCCUGAUCAAUACCGCAGAGACCGACUUACGUGACCUCCUAAGCUCACAAGCUCACGACCUCCAAAGUGCUGCAGAUCAAUACCGAGCGCGCCGAGGGAGACACCCUCCCCCGGGGUUCGGAGAAUGGUACACAUUCGCAAAAUCAAAAGACUCCCUGAUCAUCGAGGAAUUCUUCGACCAGAUCUAUCACGACCUGACUCCAUAUUGGGCGCUUGAACCGAAGGAAUUACGACGACAAGCCAGGAGCUUUCCAACUCGCAUCGCUGUUCGCAACAAUACCGCAAUAAUGAAAACGGACGAGCCUAGGGAUUGGAUGGACUCGUGGUAUGAUCUGGUCUCGAAAUUGGAGGAUGGGCUUCCAGAUCUAGACAUGCCCAUGAAUGUCAUGGACGAGACUCGGCUUGUUGUUCCCUGGGAAACAAUCAACGAGUAUAUGCAAAAGGAACAGGCAGACCGCGUGAUAUUGAGUCCAAGCCGUGUUGUUUCUGAAUAUAUGUCUCUGACAAAAUGGGAUCGCGAAGACCUGGAGCCUUAUGAUCCCGGGUUCAGUGUUCCUGACAAGGGAGGCUACUGGGAGAUGGCUCGGAUCGGAUGUCCAGUUGGAAGCCCCUCACGCGACAGCAACCUGCCCAGCGUGGACUUCAGUUCUCCUCCGUGGGAAUACGACAACUUUGAAAGGAUGUCGUACCACGGGUAUGUAUCAAACUUCACGCUGGCUAAGGACCCGUGUGCGCGGCCAGAAAUGCAAGUCUUGCACGGAACAUUCCUCGAGCCAGUCUCUGUUUCAACCACGCACAACCUAAUCCCAUUGUUCGGUGGUUCCAAGCUUCCCAUGAACAAUGAGAUUCUUCUCCCCCCGGCGAUGUACUGGGCACAGAAUGACCAUUACUCCGGCGGAGAGAAAGAGCACGGCGGUCCCUGGGAUUCCAAAAUAAACAAGGCCACAUGGCGAGGAGCUGCCACUGGAGGGCGGGCCCGAGAGCCCAAUUGGACAGGCUUCCAGAGACACCGAUUCAUGUCCAUGAUGAAUGCAACAUCGGUGUCUGAGGCCGAGAGGAAUCAUAGCCACGGUGUCAAUUUCAGACUUCCCAACUAUUCGAACUACAGGUUAAAAGGCGACGGUCUUGUCCCACAGCUCCUCUUGGAUCAUACUGAUACUGGCUUCAAUCACUUGGUUUGUAAUCCUUACAAUGAAUCAGACCCACACUGUCCCUAUCUCGAUCCAUACUUCGAAGUCGCACCCGGUAUGGCGAUGAAGGAGAUGUACAACUUCAAGUACCUACCCGACCUCGACGGUAAUUCUUUCAGCGGCCGAUAUCGUGGGUUCAUGCUUUCCACCUCCCUCCCCAUCAAGGCUACUAUCUACAAGGAGUGGCAUGAUUCACGACUGGUUCCUUGGGUACACUUUGUCCCUAUGGAUACCACCUACAUUGACAUAUAUGGAAUCAUGGCUUAUUUCCUGGGCGGUCAUGACAGUGCAGCCAAGAAGAUUGCACUCGCUGGGAAAGCUUGGGGCGAGAAGGUGCUCCGACGGGAAGAUAUGGAGGUCUACACGUACCGGUUGCUCUUGGAAUAUGCUCGUAUCUGCGACGACAGGAGGGAAAUCCUCGGUUAUGUUGAUGAUCUCAAGGGGACCGAAUCAGAGCAAUCAUGA
This is a messenger RNA of Penicillium paradoxum, 1818 nucleotides long. RefSeq lists its product as uncharacterized. The record is from RefSeq and is a predicted model, not a curated record. The transcript has a single exon. Bases 1 to 1818 code for a protein of 605 amino acids. Lineage: Eukaryota; Fungi; Ascomycota; Eurotiomycetes; Eurotiales; Aspergillaceae.